GACACCCACACACACUUCCCCGAGAGGAACAACAUGACAUUACACGGUAUGGCAGGUAAACUGGGUGAAAUGGACAUAAACGACGCAAGUCAGAUGAUCAUUGCAAAUCCAACAAGGGGGCUCGUAGAUGAAAAGUUUCACGUAGAUGUUUUAAACCUUCUUCCUCAUCAACCAAUUACAUUGCACUCUGUCUUUCAAUCGGAGGACAAUGAUUUUUGGGAAGCUUAUGGACACUAUAUCAGUGACUCUGAAGGAAUGGUAAAAGCUGAUGAAACGGAGUCCAGUGGUGGCUCAUUUACAGGCAGAGAUGCAAUGGGACUGAUCUGGAGUAUGAAGCCAGUACCUGGAAGCAGAACUGGGCUGAGGUUUCGAAAAAGAGAUGUCCAAACUCCAUAUGUAGUUCAUAUCUCUGUGUUUGAUGGGCAUAUUAGCAGUGGUUUCAAAGAGAAGUCUGCAUUGGCAUGCACUGUUGUGGAGCGCUGGUACAUGGCACCAGGAGUCUGUAGGAUUGAUAUCAGACAGGAUGGAGUUCAAGGAACACUGUUCCUCCCACCAGGUCCUGGACCAUUUCCUGGGAUUUUAGACCUGUGGGGAGGUGGAGGAGGUUUAGUCGAGUACCGUUCUGCAAUUCUUGCGUCUCAUGGUUAUGCCUCCCUGGCUUUGGAGUAUUGGUUUCAUAAAAACACAAGUGAGAAAUCUGCUGUGAUUGGAGAACAGUACUUUGAGGCAGCCUUUAACAUCAUGAAGAACCACCCCAGGGUAGCCAGUGAGCGAGUGGGUCUGUUUGGGUUAUCCUUUGGGACAUCUGUUGCUCUGGCAAUGGCAGGAAACUCAACAACAAUCAGCCCUAAGUGUGUGGUUUGUGUCAGUGGAAGCCAUGUUUUUCCUGUAAAAGAAUCCCUUUCUGGUGUAUUCGCAGAAAUGAAAACAAAUCUGAGUAAGGUGAAGGUUGAUGAGAAUAAUCACCUCAUCUGGAGAAACCUCAUUCUGCCUAUUCCUACAGAUCCAGACAAGAAAGUCAAUGUUGGGAACAUACGAUGUCCUCUAUUACUGAUUGUGGGCGAAGAUGAUCAAAACUGGCCAGCCCCUGAAUGUGCAGUAGAUAUUGAGAACAUGAUGAAAAAGGCAGGAAAUGAUCAUCUGCUCACUAAACUGUCAUAUCCUGGUGCAGGUCAUCUUAUUGAAACUCCAUACAGCCCUCAUACUCGAUUUAGCAAUUUUAUACUAGCAGACAGUAAGGAGAAAGUGAUGGUUUUAUGGGGAGGGGAGACAAAAUCCCACGCUUAUGCACAGGAGGACUCGUGGAGAAGGAUCUUGAAGUUUCUGGAACGUCACCUUUACCAGAGUUCAGUUCUAUGAUCUAAUGUGGGGAUAGCGGAUAGUUAACCCAAAUAAAGAGCAUGAAAAUAAUUCUGAAUAUUUUCAAAUCUGAUUAAUCCUAUCACUUAAGUUUUAAAAAAAGGAAGUCCAUACUCAUUUGUGUAGUUAACAUUUCUGUAUUUGAUAUGCAUGUUAGCAGUGGUUUCAAGGAGAAGUCUGUACUGGCAUGCAGUAUUAUGGAGUUCAUAGGGUAGAUAUCAGACCCAGUGAAGUUCAAGGAACACUUUUGCUUCUUCCAGGUAAAAUGUGUCAUACAAUUUUGAAUACAAUAGCAACCCUCACAAGUCUCAAGCUUACAAUGUGUGGUGCCACAAAAUGGUGCUAUGGUAGUUUUUGAUUUGGCAAGCACUGGCAAUGCAGCUGCUUUGUCUUGUGGUGUUCGUAUUUAUCCAGUAUUGUUAUAUAUUUACCAGCAUUUCUGAACAGAAUGGCUGUGCAACACAAAUUCAAAGUAAAUUUGAAGGAAACACAGUUGUGUUUUUGUGAAUUUACUUUCACUUUGUUAUUUUAAAGAUAAGAGAAUUGAAUGCUGAAGUAUUAUUGUCCACAGGCUACCUUCAUUACCCAAAGGCAAAUAGUCCAUUAUUCGUUGAAAAACGUACAUGAGAUACAGUGUUGUCAUAGAUAUUAGUAGCCAUUACUUUUUCAGAGAUCCAGGCUGAAAACAUUUGUAAUUCUGCUUUUUUCACACAAACUGAAUUUAGUAUGUACUUAAUUCAUCAUGAUUACUUUCAUUAUUAGAAUCACAACAUACAGUAUGUGUACCAUCCUGUCUAUGUAUAAAGGAAACCUCAGUUAUGUAUGUUUUAUUUUAUUUUCCAUGUUAAAUGAGCAUUUUAAUAUAAUGAGUUUCCAACUUA
Molecule: messenger RNA, 2240 nt
Organism: Polyodon spathula (Mississippi paddlefish)
Lineage: Eukaryota; Metazoa; Chordata; Actinopteri; Acipenseriformes; Polyodontidae
Product: peroxisomal succinyl-coenzyme A thioesterase-like
Exons: 11
Coding region: 34-1359 (441 amino acids)
Biological process (GO): fatty acid metabolic process; acyl-CoA metabolic process
Molecular function (GO): fatty acyl-CoA hydrolase activity
Source: RefSeq, a predicted model, not a curated record